Messenger RNA from Chenopodium quinoa (quinoa), 2612 nucleotides. RefSeq lists its product as uncharacterized. Gene Ontology annotation, molecular function: protein phosphatase 1 binding; protein phosphatase regulator activity. The coding region runs from base 17 to 2419 and encodes 800 amino acids. The record is from RefSeq and is a predicted model, not a curated record. The transcript is spliced from 5 exons. NCBI's taxonomy places the organism in Eukaryota, Viridiplantae, Streptophyta, Magnoliopsida, Caryophyllales, Amaranthaceae. Gene Ontology annotation, cellular component: plasma membrane.
UUUAAUCUACAGAUAUAUGGAUGUACAAAUAGAAAGAAGCCAAUCGUUUGCUGUAACAAAGCUAUAUCAUGCAGCUUUUGAGGGAGACUUGCAAUCCUUGAUAAAGUUGCUCGAUGAAGAUCGACUUAUCCUCAAUCGAUGCAUCAAUCAAAGAUCGAGACACUUGAUGCAGUCGCCGUUACAUGUAGCAGCUGAAAUGGGGCAUUUAGAGAUUAUCAAAACAUUGCUCGCUGCAAGACCUAACAUGUGUUUUGUGCGCGAUCAAGAUGGGAUGACCCCGAUUCAUGUUGCUGUGGUAAAUAAUAACAUCGAAGUGCUUAAAAUACUUUAUAAUGCGAAUCCUCACGUAGUUCGUGAACGGACCAAUGGAGGUGAUUUUGUGUUACAUUUGUGCAUCAAGCAAAAUAAGGAGGAUGCUUUGGAGGUUUUGUUGAGUUUGAUUGAUGACGAACUACUCAACUCUAAGGAUAGUGAUGGGAAUACUGCCUUGCAUCUUGCAGUGAUUGGUAAUCAAAGUAAGAUGGUAAAAUUGUUGUUAAAAUGCCCAAAGAUCGAAGUAAACGCAAUGAACAAAAAUGAGAUGACAGCUUUGGAUGUACGCAUACUCCUAAAAACAAAAAGCAGUACAAAAGAUUUGGGUAGAAAAUCAAAGCAACGCGCUAAUGGUGGUGGCAUCUCUAAUAGCAACCAUGGCAUUCUCGGUCGCAACCAAUCCCCCGGAGGCUUUUGGCAAGAUACUCAAGAUGCUCCACCAGGAUCACCACCAGACCCAAAGACGGAUCAUGAAGCAGGUCACUCUAUAGAAGAUGAUUAUCAUCAAUUUUGGUUUAAUCACUUAGUGAUUUGGAACACAAUAGCAUUGGUUUCGUCGUUAAGUGUAAUACUUCUCCUUAUUAGUGGUCUUCCCUAUGGAAGAGUCUUUGUGGCAAUUUUGAGGAUAACCAUGUGGAUUGCGGUUACAGCAACAACCGCAACUUAUGGAAAAUCGUUGUUUUUAACCAUUUAUAGUGAAGCUCCAACAGCUAAUACUACUUUAUUUUGGCUAGGCGUCGUGGUGUUGAUGCUCCUCGGACAUGCAAUUCUCUUCGUAGUCAAAAGAUCCACUUAUCCUCGAAAGAUGUAUCAUUGGAAAAUCAAGCAACAUCAAGCAUCUCCAUUACAUGUUGCUGUUGCAAUGGGACAUCUUGAGUUCGUAGUUGAACUUUUACGCCGAGAACCAAAGCUAGAUGAGAUGAUUGAUAACUUAAAGGGAUCUUCACCACUACACAUUGCCUCAGCAAAAGGGCACUCGCAAAUUAUUGAAACCCUAAUUGGUGCGAAACCUCAUAUGUGCUUUGCACGCGAUCAAGAGGGAAGAACUCCUAUUUUUGUUGCUGCUGUGUGCGGUCAAAUUGAUGCACUUGAACUCCUUCAUCGGGCAAACCCUUAUGCAGCGCAGGGGCGGACCAAUGACGGUGAAACUAUAUUACAUUUGUGUGUCAUACAUAACCAGCUGAAGGCUUUGGAGCGUUUGUUAGAGCUGGUAGAUGAUGAUGGAAAUCAGUUGAUCAACUCUAGGGACAAUGAUGGCAAUACUGUCCUGCACCUUGCAGUGAUUGGCAAACAUUCCGAGAUGGUAGAAUUUUUUUCUGGAUACCCAGGGCUAAACAAAAGUGCUAUGAACAAAAAUAAAAUGACAGCCUUAGAUAUUAUCGGCAAAAAGCAAAAUUGGAAGAAUUCUGAAAAUAGGAAUGUUGAGCAAUAUCUGAAGCGUGCCAAGGCAAGACCAGCAAAGGAGGUACUAAAGCACCAAGCGGAUGGUACUUGGUUGGAGGAGCAACGAACCUCGUUAAUGGUGGUGGCAUCCUUGAUAGCAACCAUGGCUUUCCAAGUUGGAAUUAAUCCUCCAGGAGGCGUUUGGCAGGAGACAAAGGUAGUAAAUGAUAAAUAUGCCAAUAUAGUACAAGAAGAUGGCUCUAACGACUCUACCCACUAUGCUGGUACCGCUAUAUUGUCAUAUACAAAUACAGCUUAUUGGAUAUGGUAUAAUCAGUUACUAAUUAGCAACACAAUAGGACUAAUAUCAUCACUAAGUGUCAUUCUUCUCCUUAUAAGCGGCUUUCCAUGUAGGCGACAUUUCUUGUUGAUUUUGAGAAUAGCUUUAUGGAUGGCUGUGAUUGCAACGACAUAUACUUACUACUCAGCUAUUACCAUUCUUACUUAUGCUGGAGCAGAUAAUGGUGGCAUGUAUAUUUCAACUUGGUUUUCUCUCGUAGCUUGUGUAGGGUUGAUAGGAAUCAUGCUCUUUGGACAUGUUGUGCGAUUCAUACUCAAGUUGAUUGGUUGGGAAAGGAGGCAGUCACUUAAAAGGUUUUGCAAGAUGUGUUUUCCAAAGUUAACAAGCGCUGCUGAUAACUCAAGUUCUAGCAACAAUGUAUAAUAGUGGUCAUUUAAUUUAUGACUCACCUUCUUCUCAAAUACUUCUAGUUUAUGUAUGCUUUAUAUGUAUCAUGUUUUGCUUGCAUUGCAAUUUCUUAGUAUCAUGCCUGUAUUUUAACUUUUACUUGUAAUUUGUGCUUUUCUUACCCAAACUAAAAUGCAAAUGGGCUGUCCAAUUGCUUGCUUAAUGUUUC